Molecule: messenger RNA, 5864 nt
Organism: Dicentrarchus labrax (European seabass)
Lineage: Eukaryota; Metazoa; Chordata; Actinopteri; Moronidae
Gene: afap1
Product: actin filament associated protein 1
Exons: 18
Coding region: 317-2782 (821 amino acids)
Cellular component (GO): cytosol
Molecular function (GO): SH2 domain binding; SH3 domain binding
Source: RefSeq, a predicted model, not a curated record
CAGAGAGGGGUAGAGAGACAUUUGGGGAAGAAGAGGGGAGGAGGAAAGAAGGGAAAGGGAGGAGGAGGAGUAGAAAGAUCCGGAGAAAAAGUUUGAAAGAAAACGAGAGACGUCUCAGUGGCCGGCGCGGUACAAAACGAAUAAGUGGAGGUUGAAACCGAAGGCUCAAACGGCUCAUAGUCUCAGUGUGUGUCUGUGUGUCUGUGUGUGUGUGUGUGUGUGGGUGGGUGUGUGGAUUUUACUGCUGCCGGGGAGCCGCUGGGCACGCGCCUGCUCCUGUGUGUCGUCGGGCGGAUUAGAUGAGUUUGACUUCACGAUGAGGAGCGACCCGGUUCUGUUCACUUCCAACAGGGCGAUGGAGGAGCUGGUGUGUGAGCUUCGUCUGUUCCUGGACCUGCUGGACAGGGAGUAUCUGAGCGCCGGGGUUCGAGAGAGGAAGCUGCAUCUCUCCAACAUCCUCCACAGAGUCCUCUCAGACAAAGAGCCUUCAUUCAAGUCAGAGAUCCACAGUGGUCUGCCGGCCCCGCCUCAGAUGCCCCUCCCGGAGAUCCCUCACCCCUGGCUGCCUCCAAACAAUGGCCCCCCUCCUCUGCCCAGCUCCUCUCUACCAGAAGGCUACUAUGAGGAAGCAGUCCCUUUAAGUCCUGGAAAGGCCCCUGAAUACAUCACCUCCAACUAUGACUCGGACGCCAUGAGCAGCUCCUACGAGUCGUACGAUGAGGAGGAGGAGGAUGGGAAGGGCCAGAAGAUGCGUCACCAAUGGCCAUCUGAAGAGGCGUCCAUGGAUUUGGUGAAGGACGCUCGGAUCUGUGCAUUCCUGCUGCGCAAGAAGCGCUUUGGCCAGUGGACCAAACUCCUCUGUGUCAUCAAAGAUAACAAACUGCUGUGCUACAAGUCCUCCAAAGACCACACCCCCCAGAUGGAGCUGACCCUGUCAGGAUGCAGCAUCACUCACAUCCCCAAAGACGGCAAGAAGAAGAAGCAUGAACUGAAGAUCGUCCACCAGGGGGCGGACGCCCUAGUGCUGGCUGUGCAGAGCAAAGAACAGGCCGAGGAGUGGCUCAAGGUGAUGAGAGAGGUGUGUGUUAAUGGGAGUGUAGACUUGGAUGGAGCUGGAUCUGGAUCACCAGUGCACAAACCCGAUCUAGAAAAGAAGGCUUCAUAUGACCGGCCGAGCUCCGACGGUGAGGUGACUCACGAGAAUGGACACAGCGACAGCAAGGACCAAGGAAAAGGGAAGAAGAACUCAAAGUCAGAGCAGAAGACUGGGACAGUGGGGAAGGGAGCAGGGAAGAAGAUCACUAAAAUCAUCGGGCUGGGUAAGAAGAAGCCGUCGACAGAUGAGCAGACCUCGUCAGCAGAAGAAGACGUACCCACAUGUGGCUACCUGAACGUGUUGUCCAAUAACCGUUGGCGGGAGCGCUGGUGCCGCCUGAAAGACAACCAGCUGCUGCUCCAUAAGGACCGGGACGACCUGAAGAGCCACAUCGCCUCGCUGCCCCUUCGAGGCUGCGAGGUCAGCCCUGGCCUUGACCACAAACACCCCUUUGCUUUCCGCCUGCUCCGUAACGGCCAGGAAGUCGCCGUUCUGGAGGCCUCCUCCUCUGAGGUGAUGGGACGCUGGUUGGGGGUUUUAUUGGCUGAGACUGGCUCCACUACUGACCCAGCCACCCUGCACUACGACUACAUCGACGUCGAGACCACUGCCAAUGUCAUCCAGCUAGCCAAGCAGUCCUUCUGUUUUACCAGUAAGCGUGCUGUGUCUCCUAACCCGUACCUGGACAACCCAGUCAACGGCUACGCCUGCCCCACUGGUAUGGCUCUGCACUAUGAUGAUGUGCCCAUCAACGGAACGGACCCAGAGGCGCUAUACUCCAGUCCCAGCACAGGGGGGCGCCAGCUGAAAGACGAGGUGCACUAUGAGAAUGCUGACCUCUAUGAGAACAUGCCCCCGCCCAAGCGGGCCACUCGCCUUCCUCCCAAGACUUCGUCUUCUUCUCCUUCCUCUUCUUCCACCUCUACUACUCACUACAAAACCCCUGUUUCUAAAGUCUCCUCUAAGUUCCUCACUGCUGAUGCUAAAACUAAAGACACUACUCAGCUGAAGGGAAAGAAGGGAACAGCGACCAAUGGGGUGGCAUCGAAACAGAAGGCCGAGCCAAAGAACCAAUCCAAGAAGAAUGGAUUCAAUGGGACGAAUGGGACAGCUUCUCUGAAACGCAACAACUCCAAUGCAGAGCAGUGUAAGUACGGCAAGAACCGCGUGGAGGCCGACGCUAAGCGGCUGCAGUCAAAGGAGGAAGAGCUGAUGAAGAAGAAGCAGGAGAUCAGGAACCAUCUGACCCAGCUAAAGAAGGAGAGGAGAGACCUGCGCACUGCUGUGGAGGCCGCUGCUGGCAAACGCUCGCACGCCUCGCUGUCGGAGCGACUGAAGAAGGUGGAGGAGAACUGCAGGCAGAAGGAGGAGGAGCGGGUGAACCUGGAACUGGAGAUGACGGAGGUGAAGGAGAGCCUGAAGAAAGCUCUGAACGGGGGGGUCACCCUGGGCCUCACCAUAGAACCGAAAGCUGGCUCCUCUGGACUCCAGUCGCCAGCGAUGUCGCGACGAACCCAGGAGUCUUCUCCCUUCUCCAGCUGUGACACCAGCGACACAGAGUCUUGCUCCCUGCCCGUCAACAGCGCCUCACUGCUCCGCCGGCAGCAGGGCGGCCAGAAGGCCUCGACAGUCCGGGGACACGUCCUCAGGAAGGCCAAGGAAUGGGAGCAGAAGAAUGGCACAUAAACCACCCAACCCCUCACAUCGUCUUACUCUGAUUUCUUUUGACUUUUUAAGGAAUUGUGUAUAUAUUUAUUUAAAACUGUUCAUACAGUCUGAGAAUGUGUUGAGGAGGACACAAGCAUAGCAUUCACAUGAACCAAAACUAGUUGCUGGUUUAAGUGUACUGUCAUUACCACACAUACAGACAUAGCAACCUUUUUAAAGUUUUAUACUAUUGAGCAUGCUCAGUGUACUAAGUUGUGCAACCUGUGUUGUCCGCCGUACUCGUUUAAAGCAACCACCUUCUUUUUCUCUCUCCUUUCAUUCAAAUCUGUUCCAGCAGAUUGACAGUUUGGAUUCAAAAAGGUUAAAGGUCAAAACCAAGUAUUUAUUUGUAAAUGUUUAAAGGAAAUACUAGCUUCCCUCUUUAUUUAUGUUGAUAUAUUUAAAUUUUUUGUUAUAGAAUUUGUGGCGCUCCACAGAAUCCCGUUCCCUACACGGUUAAUGCUUGUCAUUCAUGGGUGUCAGCAUCAGCAAACAAAGUGCAUCAUUAAUGGUCACAAUAAUCACAACACACACCGGCUGAGUAACAGCUCCGCUCCGCUCGAAGGGGUAUUUACAGAAGCAGAAUUAUUCCAAAUGAAAGGCAAUAGAUGGAAGCAAGGUUGUGCGUGGCUGUGAGACACUGACUGUAAACUGAGGAGAACCUAUACAUGCAAAGCAGUAUGGGUGCAGACAAUGAACCUUUUUUGCUCAGGGUCACAAACUGCGGCUGUAAUACUUAAGAGUGUCCCGUCCCCACAAAUAAUGACGCCAUUAAUUGCUUCGGUUUGGUUGUUGUUGGGACACUUUAAGGACAUUUUUACAUACAAAGUGAUGAACUGCUCUUUAAUGGAAUAGUUUUGACUCUUUUGCCAUGUCUCCAGCCAGCAGAGACACUAAUUCACAGGUGCAUUAUGUCCCUGACCUGCAUGCAAUAUGAAGGUAUGUUGGUGGGUAAUACUUUAACCUAUAUAUACUUUUAUUAUGUGUAUUUCCUUUCGACUAAAUUGAAUAUAUCCCACAUUUCCCUCUGGAUCAUGACAGUGUUUAUUUAUCUUUCUACAAAUAAUGUAUGCAUAUUCAGGAGUACAGCCAAAACUAAUUGAUAUAAAAAAAUUUAAAAAAAAGAUUUAAACUCUCAGCUUUGGAGAAGAUGCAUUUUCCUAUAAGGAGUUCGGAUAAACUCAAAAAUAUGCUCAAGCACUAAAACAGCCCUUUAACAGUGAAACAACAAAAAACAAAUUAGCCAUAAAGUUCAGAUUUUACCUCUUAGCUUUUUCAGGACAUUAAGCAAGCUGUGUAUUUAUUUAGUGGGAAAUAGUCCCGUAUAAAACAGUAAGCAAAACAAGUACCUGCAUGGCUAUUUACCACAAGGACUUUAAUUUGAACCUACAUGUUAACUUAAAGGGACAUUGUGUAGGAAUUUCUCCCAUCUAGCGGUGAAAUUGUAUUUUGCAUUCAAACGAAUAGUGCUCUCUAGCGCCUCGCGUUUUCAAAUGCGUAUUGCAACUACGGUAGCCGUUAUGUACCAAGAAGCCUACCUGUCGAGGAGAAAGCAGGCAACUUCAGCGUCCCUUUGCAAGUCUUUCUCCUUCAUUAGCUCUUUCCACCUGGGAAAAGCUACCCCGAUGUUUUCCGAAUUCGCCAGUCACGUUGCCUUUUUAAUUCCCUUUUUCGCUUUUUUGGCGACGAGGAUUCCUUCUCCUGUGGCUCGGCAUAAGUAUGAUCCUCCAUUAUUAACUAAAGUGCAGUGCAGACUUUCAGAUGUGCCGGGGCAGUGACAAGCGCCUCUCACUGAUCUCCUUCUCCGUUAUAGCUGGUUUCAGUCACGUGACGCUGGCUCUGAACGAAAACGCGUUGUGGAUUAGCGAGACAGGUAGGCUAGGAAGCCUCCAUGGACUUUCCCGUCCAAUGUAUAUACAGAUAAGAAAUUCUUCGCUUACGAGGAUAAGUCAGAUCAUUGGCAGAGGUCAUUUUACACCAAUGAGGACACAUUUAUGAAUGAAGACAUUUAUUUGAGCUAAUAAAAUACUUAAAACACUACACAAUGUCCCUUUAAUGCUUAAUUAUGCUUCUUUAAAUAGUCCCUCAGUGUGAUGAUGGGUGGCUGUCAUUAGGCUGUAGAAAGACUUUAGCCGGGUGUGUGUUAGAGUUUGGAAAGCCGGGUAGGUCAGGCUGAGGCGUGGCCACCCCAAGAAUUGGCGCCCGUCAUUGGAAAACUCAGAAACCUCAAACGACGUGGCUGACAGUAGUCCCUCGUCCAAGAGCCUCGGUCCAGUUCCUCUAAUCACGCCACUGGUUUACUGUAGCCCUGUGAUCUGACUCUGUGUGUGUUUGUGUGUGUGCGCGCUAAAAUGUCUCCAAGGCACAUUCCAAACCCAUCAACAAUACACUGACUGAAAUAGAGGCACUUGCUGUAAACUCAAAUUGCUGUGUGUUCUGCUGAAUCAAAGACUGUGACUUUGAUUUUCAGACUGCUUCACACAAACACACACACACACACACACUCACUCAUUAAUGUCACGUUUUUAUGGUGCUUUUUUAAUGGCUUUACAUUCCACUGCUCACGCUUUGCAGCCAUGUUGAUACUGCUGAGUAUACGCGGUGCUUUAUUGUUGACAGAAGUAGCGUUAGCAUGCACUCCAGCUAGAGUUUGGAAACCAAUGCUGCAUACAGCACGUGGGCGCGCAAACUCAACCUUGUAAAUAUUUUCUGUGCCCUUCCUGCUUUCAAAUGGAUAGCCCACAGUCUGCCAUCUAGAGCGUAGUCAGCAUGUUAGCAUGAAGACGGGGGCGCAUGGGGAGUUAUAUCUACAAGUAUUUAGUUCAUUCUGAUUCCCUGUCGGCUCAGCGUGGCUUAUAACUGAUGUCAGUAAAUGUGAACCUGCUGUACAUAGCUUGGCUUGGUGGGAGGGGGGUGGGUGUGGGGCGGGCGAGUACACACUCAUACAUCAGUGUUUGUUUUUGCACCUUAUACAUUUGCUACUCUGUUGUAUUCUCAGACGGUCUCCGCCUCGGUGACAGACAUGUUGUACAUACGUUAAUAAAGCUCCUGACGAACAGCC